AUGGAUGCUAGCUCACUGCUGAAAUGGUCGCGGACCAAUCAUCGUAUGAACGAUUUUGUGAACCACUAUAGAUCCGAAUUCAACAAAAUUCCCAUCGAUCUCUCCAUCGUGUGCAAUAAAGACCAGUCGACCAAAAGCCGAUUGAAUUUCCAAACGUGGGUCAGGGCGAAAAACGACAAGCUGACCAGUUGGGAACACGAACAGACAGUUUUUCAGCCCAACUUCAUGCAAAUCAGCAUCAAGAAGACACUUGGAGGGAGGAGCGGCUUCAAAUAUGUCAUGGCAUUCGAGCUGAAUGAAAACGGCACCCCCUCUGCUCUUGAGGCUCACCCGAUCAGCACCUGGCCCAAAUACAAACUCUUCCUCCAGAAGACCCCGCCGCUGAUUGUUCGUGACUUCUUUGAUGCUCUCGGCUUCUAUCUACCAAAUAUCAUCAAGUACUGCACGCUCAGCAAUCUGAGCCUUCAAUAUUGCAGCCCUGAACUGGUUUCCCAGGUUACUUCCGUGCUAGGAGAGAGCCGCUGCAUGGUCGAUUGUUUCAAAUAUCAAUCAUCGGGGAUCACGCCAAAACGUGGUACUCCCGGAUAUUUGACGAUCAAGAAUCUGUUUUGCCGUCUGCGCGCUCUCCCAUCGCUUCGAUCCUUCAUGAGCCUUCCGACUUUCGGGAUCGACAAUGGACAGACCAAUCAACCGAUAUCAGGGGAUUCCCUUCUGGCUGUGAAGUCUUCGGCUUAUACAAUGGAACUUCGUGUGGAAAUCACGGACGAGGUGCUCAAGGAUCUGAUCAUGGAAUUUUUGCAAUAUCAACGCAACUUUGACGAGAAAGAGGGAUGGAAAGUGCCUAGGGCGUCGACCCGAUUGAGUGCCCUUCCGAUUAUUCCGGACCACCCGACCUUUGUCGUUCGCCUUUGUAAGUGCAAGUGUGGGACCGGGUGGAUGUAUCAGAUCCAGCGUGGAGGGGAUCAGGCCGAUUUGAUGCGCAUCUUUUGGGAUGAAGAUAUGCUUUUGAUCAACGGACCGUUGCUUCAGCUUCAU
Molecule: messenger RNA, 1035 nt
Organism: Mesorhabditis spiculigera
Lineage: Eukaryota; Metazoa; Nematoda; Chromadorea; Rhabditida; Rhabditidae
Source: the annotation of a GenBank genome assembly